AAAACUGAAAAGAAGAUGCGAACAAAACAAGAACCAGACAAAGAAAAUGGCCUGUCAACUCCGUGCAAUAGAGAGAGAAAAUUUAAAAAUUCGUAACGUAAAUAUAAUCUCUUUUUCUCCCUCUUUCAGUCUCUCUCUUUCGCUAUAAUCAGUUCCAAAAAGCCACCGACGAGAAAAAAUAUUUUAUGCAGUGCAGUAUUUGUGUUCAGAACCUAGCUAUGUUCUAAGUGGCCUUACCUGCUACCUUGAAAGGAAUUAUAAAGAGAAACAUUUGUCAACAAUUUCUGUCUCAUAGCAAAAGGGAAUGGUUUUUCAGUCCAGCGCUGAUGGAAGUCAGUACUGGAAAUUCCCGUUCCAAUGAGAAGCGACCUUUGGAGGGUCCCUCAUCUUCAAAUGAAGCGAAAAGGCCUACAGAAAAUAAUGAGUAUAACAUGGUUUAUAUAUGUAGCUGCAAUUUCUUGGCAUGAGAGCAGAAAAAAAUGGGUUGGAGAUCAAACUCAAAAUUCGCAAAGAAUGUCAAAGGAUCCAAUUAUAAGCUGGUCAAUGACCUACGAGGACCUGCUCUCUACUAAUGAGCCUUUUGCCGAGCCAAUUCCAUUACCUGAGAUGGUAGACUUUUUAGUUGAUAUCUGGCAUGAUGAAGGUCUUUAUGAUUAGAUAAUUAGUACAAUAAUUUCUUUUCCGGACACUUCGCCAUUUCAAGUAGCAAGAUGCAUACUAUACAAACCUUUAAACCCAAUAUUUCAGUUGACAUCCAAUUCUUUGGCUGAUGUUGUAUACUUUGGAAAAAGCCUUUGAAUUAAAGUUUAGUUCUCAAAGGAUAAGUGGUACCAGUAGUUGUAGAAUUAAAGGAUCAACACCUAAACAUUAUUUUGGAACAGUAUGGCUAUAAGUUUUAGCAAAUUUUAUGUAUUUCUGUUUUUCUUGUCUUA
Cornus florida is the source of this 932-nucleotide messenger RNA. RefSeq lists its product as uncharacterized. The record is from RefSeq and is a predicted model, not a curated record. The coding region runs from base 358 to 657 and encodes 99 amino acids. Lineage: Eukaryota; Viridiplantae; Streptophyta; Magnoliopsida; Cornales; Cornaceae. The transcript is spliced from 5 exons.